Molecule: messenger RNA, 2806 nt
Organism: Scleropages formosus (Asian bonytongue)
Lineage: Eukaryota; Metazoa; Chordata; Actinopteri; Osteoglossiformes; Osteoglossidae
Product: core-binding factor subunit beta-like
Exons: 6
Coding region: 359-922 (187 amino acids)
Biological process (GO): regulation of transcription by RNA polymerase II
Cellular component (GO): nucleus; core-binding factor complex
Molecular function (GO): sequence-specific DNA binding; transcription coactivator activity
Source: RefSeq, a predicted model, not a curated record
CAGAAGUGCCGCGAUCGGGCUCCGGUGUCAUAGAGCAGAGAAGGAGGGACGGAGGAGCAGAAGGCGCAGCCUAGUGCAACACUCAAUACUGUACACAGUGUACAAACACUGUGUCGAUAUUGUAUCACCGCUGUCAGCACUCGCAUCGCUUGCGGUCCCUGACACUUUCUGAGCUGCCGCUCUAAGGCACAACUAGACAGGUGGACAGCUGGAAAACCAGAGAACCAGCGCGCACAGAGCUACCACGCAAGGAGGACAGCAGAGCAGUAGAGCAGAGCUCGUCAUUGCACCGUGUCUAAGCGGUCAGUACACAAGAGUGGCCGGUUAUCCAUCGGUGAUCAACGAUCAGAGAGUGAGGAUGCCUCGAGUGGUCCCCGAUCAGAGGAGCAAGUUCGAGAACGAGGAGUUCUUUAGGAAACUGAGCCGGGAGUGCGAGAUCAGAUACACGGGCUUUCGGGACAGACCUCAUGAGGAGCGCCAGGCCAGGUUUCAGAGCGCCUGCAGGGACGGUCGCUCAGAGAUUGCCUUUGUGGCAACGGGAACCAACCUGUCUCUGCAGUUCUUCCCAACCACCCUGCAAGGCGAGCAGAGGCAGCUGCCAACACGCGACUAUGUGGACUUUGACCGCGAAACGGGGAAGGUAUAUCUCAAAGCACCCAUGAUCCUGAAUGGGGUGUGUGUCAUCUGGAAGGGCUGGAUCGACCUGCAGCGUCUAGAUGGCAUGGGCUGUCUGGAGUAUGAUGACGAGAAAGCCCAGCAGGAGGACUUGCUGGCCCAGCAGGCCUUUGAGGAGGUGCGGAGGAGAGUUCGGGACUUUGAGGAUCGAGACCGCUUGCAUUGCGAGGACGUGGAGCCACGGCAACAGCAGGACCCCAGUCCAGGCUCUACUGUGGGCAAUGCUGACUGCCACAAGAUGCGCUAAUGUGGAGAGCAAGGGAGCGAGAGGCAGGACAGGUGUGAUCUGGUGCCAAGGGAAUUUUCUGUGUCAAUGGACUAGGGGAUCUACAGUGGGUGGACUACCGUGGGUGAGGGUGAGCUUGUGUUUUGGUGGGUUGGUAUAGAGUGGGUGAGCUUUGGUUCAGGACUCAGACAAACCCUCAGCCCUGCCUAUCCCUGUUUAGCCUCUUAUAUUCAUUAUUCAGAGAAUGUUGAAUCAAUUGUGUUAGUCAAAAACUUGCAACAUUUGUCUCGAACAUUGGUGUUGACAGAGGAAUACAUGCCUUGUAGCGUCACUCUGAGUGGAGAUGAGGAAAGAUAUUUCUAACUAGCCUUCAGUUCCUCGUGCUGCUGUGGGAACCAAAUCAGCAAAAAUUAUAUACAGAAAUCAUAUACAGUAAAAACUGAGACAUGUGAACACAGAAGCUUCAAGGUGGCACAGCAGGUAGCACUGGAGCCUCUCAGCUCCUGAAGACCUGGUUCCAUUCCAUGUUCUCUUCCCAUUUUUGGGUUUCCUCUGGGUGCUCUGGUUCCCUUUCACAUUCCAAAGAUCUGUAUUUCAGGUCUACUGGUGUAUGUCUGUAGAUGUGUGUGGGCAUGCACAUAUGUUUGUUUCCAGGAUAGGCUCCAGACCACCAUGAUCCUGCACUGGACAUUGUGUUAUUGAUAAUGGGUAGACAGAAUUUAUUCUCUUAUAGUUUCAAACAAAGAGGACAAUUUUAUCAACAUUUUUAACAAAAAAUUUACAUACAAUGAUUUCCUAAGCUUUCAUUUCCCACAUUAAAAACUGGUGGCAAGUACAACUAGUGCACUCAGUUUCGUGUUGUUUUUCAUUAUGGGGUGAUACAUUCAGUCAAAAUAGCAGUCAAGAAUGAAUGAAUGAAAGAUGCUGGUACAGACAAAGAGCCUCCCCUACCCAUACACAGUGGCUGAUGAGGACUGACUGACAGACUAGUAGCUCCAUGUUUCUCCUCUAUGUCCUUAUACAAAUCUGUACUAAAAUUACAUUUCUGUUAUAUCCAGAAAAGGAUUUUUACUUUAUAAUCUUUAUGAAAAGCUGCAGGACACUUGUCUGACAGUGCUGCUGCUGAAUGGUGCCCCAUUCUGGAUCCACCUGGUACUACCCUUGUCAAGCUUAUGCUGGCAUUAAGUGUUCCAGUUACAGCAUUUAUAUUUAUUUAUUUAGCUGAUGCUUUUUUCCAAAGCAGCUUACAGUGGUAAGGUUCUUACAACUAUUUAUCCAUUUUUAUAGCAGGGUAAUUUUAGUGGACCAACUUAGGGUAGGUAUGUUGCUGAAGGGUGCUACAGCUGGAGGUGAUGCUGGAACCUGUGGCCUUUUGGGUCCAAGGGUGGCAGUUCUAACUACUAUGCUACCAGGUGCCACCCACUUGUUACAAGACUGGUUAUUUUUUACACAGCACACUUUUUUUUAAUUUAAUUUAAAAAAAAUCUUAAGUUAUUCAUGAGGACUUUUUUUGUAUCACUGAUGUUAAAAUCUUUCACUGGCCUUCUGCAAGCUGGCUAACAGAUAAUGUUGCUUUUGCUGAAUUUCACCUCAAGCAGAACAAAGAAACACUUAAAAUCAAAUUAUGCUGUGUAUUUCCCUAAUAAAAUUUUAUCAUUUUACCUUGAAAUGUUCCUUCUGCUGUUUGUUUUAAAAUAUAGUUAUGCAGUUGAGAGCAAAUGUGUAGAACUUAUUUUAACAAUACUUUAAAAAUUAAGGAAUCCUUUUUUAAAAAUAGUACACUGCUGCCUCUCACUGCAUGGGUGGUGCAAAGGGAGGUGGGUUUGAUCCUGUUCAGUCAUGUUCACCCUUUGCCUGCAUGAGUUUCCUCUGGGUGUUCCAGCUUCCUCCCACAGUUCAAAGACG